This is a messenger RNA of Lottia gigantea (owl limpet), 1829 nucleotides long. RefSeq lists its product as hypothetical. Gene Ontology annotation, biological process: RNA export from nucleus; transcription-dependent tethering of RNA polymerase II gene DNA at nuclear periphery. The transcript is spliced from 11 exons. Gene Ontology annotation, molecular function: RNA binding; ubiquitin binding. The record is from RefSeq and is a predicted model, not a curated record. Gene Ontology annotation, cellular component: nuclear pore. Bases 114 to 1223 code for a protein of 369 amino acids. Lineage: Eukaryota; Metazoa; Mollusca; Gastropoda; Lottiidae.
CAAAAACACACUGUAUAAAGUUCACAUAAAAUUUUCUUCUUCAAGUAAUCAGGAUCAAAUUUAUAGAUUUCAGGUGUAAGACAAUUUGUUUCAAGAUAAUAACAUAAUACAUAAUGAGUAUAUUUGGAGGAACUUCUUCUUUUGGAACUCCUACUGUUUUUGGACAAUCUACAGCUCAAACUCCAAAGAAUCUAAACCCAAUGAAGGACUUUGAGGUUACAUCUCCCCCAGAUGAUAGUGUUAGUUGUUUAAAAUUUAGUCCUGGUACUUUGCCUUCAACUUUCCUUAUCGCUGGUAGUUGGGAUAACAAUGUACGUUGUUGGGAAAUUCAACAAAAUGGACAAACUGUACCAAAAGCUCAACAGUCACAUACUGGACCUGUAUUAGGGGUUGAUUGGAGUGAUGACGGAACAAAAGUCUUCACAGCCUCUUGUGAUAAAACAGCUAAAAUGUGGGAUUUAAGUAGUAACCAGUUUAUGCAAGUAGCAGUGCAUGAUGCUCCUAUCAAGACUGUACAUUGGAUUAAAGCACAAAAUUACAGUUGUUUAAUGACUGGUAGCUGGGAUAAAACAUUAAAGUUUUGGGACACUAGAUCACCUAAUCCUAUCUUGUCAAUUCAACUACCAGAGAAAGUUUAUUGUGCUGAUGUUAAAUAUCCAAUGGCAGUAGUUGGAACGUCUAAUAGAGGAAUCAUUAUUUAUCAGUUAGAAAAUCAACCACGAGAAUUUAAACGUGUAGAAUCCCAGCUAAAGUAUCAGUCUCGUUGUAUUAGUAUAUUUAUGGAUAAGAAGACCAACACACCAACAGGAUUUGCUCUAGGAAGUAUUGAGGGCCGUGCUGGUAUUCAAUAUGUUAAUCCUACCAACCCUAAAGAUAAUUUUACCUUUAAAUGUCAUAGGUCUAACGGUGCAUCAGGCAGUAUGCAGGAUAUUUAUGCGGUUAACGACAUAGCAUUCCAUCCAGUUCAUGGUACUUUAGCUACAGUAGGUUCAGAUGGUAGAUUUAGUUUCUGGGAUAAAGAUGCUAGAACCAAACUGAAGUCUUCAGAAUUAUUUGAUCAACCUAUUACAUGCUGUAAUUUUAAUGCACAAGGAAAUAUCUUUGCUUACGCUACCAGCUAUGAUUGGUCAAAGGGACAUGAAGGCUAUGAUCCUCAAAAAAUGAAGCCACAUAUUUUCUUACGUUCCUGUUUCGAAGAAUUCAAGCCAUCAACAAAGAGAUAAAGUGAAAAUUAUCAAACCUUGUAAAUAAAUAAUAUCGCUUAUUGCAACAUGACUUUCAAAGUGCUUUAACAUAGCUACUGGUAAACAACCUAUAAUUAUGUAUGGAACUGUAUUUUGCAUAGUUGUUGCCUUCACAAAAUGUUCAAAUGAAAUUAAGGUAUCAUUUUGUAAUUUAACAUACUUUUUUUGUGGACCAAGAAACAAAUAGGUUAUGUUUAAGGACAGGUUCACUAUCUGUUUGACCAAUCGGUCCUUUAUUAUCAGAAACAGGAAUAUUUAUCUAAGCUUAUCAUUAACCGUGAUCACAGCUUUUUUGAAGGAAUUAUGCGACUUUUGCACAUUAAUUUUUAGUAAUUCUGAUGUCUAAUAAAGCCUUCAUACAUUCAAGACCCAGAUCAACCCUCGAAAAUAGUGAACCUGUUCCUUUUAAGUUUCUCAGUGGGCAAUAGAUGUGUCCUAGUAGUAUUAUAUGUUUAAGCUAAAACAAUACUGUGUUGCUUUUCUGUAUAUAUUUUGUUUCUUUAUCAUGUUAUAGGGAAAAUUUAUAUGUAGUAAAAUCACUGAUCAUCUGUCAAAAAUUCAUUGAUAAUAAACCAUGUUGUUUUU